Messenger RNA from Salpingoeca rosetta, 689 nucleotides. RefSeq lists its product as uncharacterized. Lineage: Eukaryota; Choanoflagellata; Craspedida; Salpingoecidae. The coding region runs from base 1 to 513 and encodes 170 amino acids. The record is from RefSeq and is a predicted model, not a curated record. The transcript has 4 exons.
AUGUGCCAAACUGCGCAUUUACGUUCAUCAGCCAUAUCUUCGCAUAAUCGUCAGAACUUGAACCAGCCAACACACAAACAAGCAGCAACCACCGCUUCGUCUGACGCUCACCGCACACACUCGUCACACAGAGCCAUCAUCAUGGGAGCACGAACGCCAGCGACAACGUCGCUUGCAGUUGCCGCCGUGCUUGCCGUGCUGGCAUUUGCCAGCUUGCAGCUGUUUGCAGACACCUUGCGUGAGAGCAAGGUAGGCACCAUCGGUGCCGGCUUUGUCUCGUCCCUCAUCUACAUUAUGACCCUCACCGCCAUCAACAACAUCGAGUGCUCAGUCUUUGGCUCAAACUACCAAGCAGGAAUCUUCCCCGAAUGUGUGCUGGCCUUGUUUGUGGCCAUGGCGUGUGCAGCAACGAUUCACGGUGUCAGCGUUACAACUUGCUUCUUGUUCAGCUGUGGGCACACGUUCUUCCUCAACCGACUCUCCACACAACUGUACAGCUCAAGAAAGCAAUAAACCCCUCCCCCCAUCCACACGCGCACGCGCACGCGCACAUCCACACGCAGGCCUGUUUGUGCUGCUGCGUCUCCGGCGAUGUCGUGUUGCUCUUCACUCUCUCUCUGUUCUCCCUCCUCGUUAUUUCAAGCAAAGCAUCAAGCAAGUGCCGACCAACCAUCAACCACCAAGCAAGC